Zonotrichia albicollis (white-throated sparrow) is the source of this 10388-nucleotide messenger RNA. Lineage: Eukaryota; Metazoa; Chordata; Aves; Passeriformes; Passerellidae. The record is from RefSeq and is a predicted model, not a curated record.
UUUUCUGGUCCCUCAGGUGCCUGUGUCUCCCACGGCCUCUCAUUUGAGAACAACACCUCGUGGAAGCCGGAUUCCUGCCAGGAGUGCCGCUGCCGGGGCGGCGUUGUCACCUGCCAGCCUACAGUCUGCAGAGCCCCUCAGUGCGACUUCCAGAAGGGAGAAGUGCUGCAAAUAGCCUCCAAGCAGUGCUGCCCGCAGUGCGCGUCCCGAGCCGAGGGAUCCUGCCAGCACGAGGGACGGAGCCACAGCUGUGCCCCGGGGCAGCUGCAGGACACUGCCCAGGGCUCCUGCUGCCCCACAUGCGUGGGCCCUGGUGAGCCUUGCUCCUUUGAUGGCCGCGUGUUCCGGGAUGGCGAGGGCUGGAGCCUGGGCCGGUGCUCCAGGUGUGUCUGCAGGGACGGUGCAGCUCAGUGCUCCACAGCUGCCUGCCAGCCUCUGCUCUGCAGCCAGGAGGAAAUCAUGGUUCUGCCUCCUGGGAAAUGCUGCCCAGAAUGUGUCCCCAAGCCCUGCUCGGUGUCGGGAAGAACGUUCCAGCACGGGGAGCAGUGGCAAAAAAAUGCCUGCACUACGUGUGUGUGUCAGAGAGGGGAAGCCAGGUGCCUGAGGGAGACCUGUGGCUCUGUCACCUGUGAGGAGGGGCAGAGCAAGGUGCAGCGCCCUGGGAAGUGCUGCGAGGAGUGCGUGUCUUCCAAAGGGAGCUGCUCGGAUGGGGGCACCAUCAGGUACCACGGGGAGAUGUGGAACAGCACCCUCUGUGACUUCUGCAUGUGCCAGGAGGGGGAGGUCACCUGCCAGGGAGCUGAGUGUGCCAAAGUGGAGUGUGCCAAGGGUGAAGAAUUAAUUCACUUAGAGGGGAAGUGCUGUCCUGAAUGUAUCUCCAGCCGUAGUGACUGUGUUUACAAAGGGCAUACCAAAGCUGCAAAGAUGUUUGAGCUGACAGUGGCUCACGGAAUGCUUCCAUUUCCCCCCGUUCUUUCUGUGGAGCUGGUGCCUGGCUACUUGGCCUGCCACGAGUCCUGCUCCUCGUGCUGGGGAGCUGCCGAGAGCCACUGCCUGUCCUGCCGGGACCCGUCCCACGUGCUCCAGGCUGGGCUCUGCCUGGCCACCUGUGCCCAGGGCUUCUUCCCCAAGGACGGUGUCUGCACUGCUUGCGGCCAGUUCUGUGAGAGGUGCUCUGCAGAGGCGGGCAGCUGUGCCAGCUGUGCCGCAGGGAAGCUGCUGCACCAGGGGCAGUGCCUCCCCCAGUGCCCACACGGACAUUUCCCCAGCAGCGCUGCAAGGUGCACAGCCUGUCACGCUUCAUGCUCCACGUGCCAGGGACCUCUGGCCACUCACUGCACCUCCUGCUCCUUCCCUCUGGCCCUGCGCCAGGGCCAGUGCCUGGAAAGCUGUGGAGAGGGCUUUUACCAGGAUCACAACAUCUGCAAGGGUGAGUGCCAUGCAGACUGUGUGAGCUGCUCCCAGGCCUCUGAUCGCUGCGACUCCUGCCGGGACCCCAGGAAGCUGCUGCAGGACGGGCGCUGCGUGGAGAUGUGUGCAGGGGGCUUCUACCAGCACGGGGGCGCCUGCCUGGCCUGCAAUGAAACCUGCUCAGCCUGCAGCAAUGGAUUUGAGUGCUCCUCAUGCCAGGCACCCCUGCUGCUGAAGGACGGGCAGUGUGUGCCCUCCUGUGGGGAGGGCUACGUCCAGGAGCAGCUCCUCUGCACAGCCUGUCACCCGUCCUGCAGGACGUGCCACGGCCCCUCUGAGUGGGAGUGCUCCGCCUGCCACCCCCGUGCCACGCUGGACGCCGGCAGGUGCAGGACAGGCUGCAGGGAGGAGCAGUACCUCAGCCUGGCAGGCCGCUGUGUGGACUGCCACCCCCUGUGCCGGCGCUGCGUGGCCGACGUGCGGGACGGCGGCAGCGUGUGCCUGGGGUGCCAGCACGGGCGGCACCUGCUGCUGGGGGAUCGCUGCCUGCCGCGCUGCCCCGCGGGACACUACGCCGAGCACGGAGCCUGCAAACCGUGCCACCCUUCCUGUGAGAGCUGCACCGGCGAGGGCCCCUCGGCCUGCUCGGCCUGCGGCGGCGGCCUGGUGCUGUCCCACACGGGCGCGUGCGCUCCGCGCUGCUCCCUGGGCUUCUACAGGGAUGGCAGCAACACCUGCAGACCUUGCAGCAGCCAGUGCCGGAGCUGCGUCUCGGCCGCCGGCUGCACGUCGUGCAGGGACGCAGCGCAGGUGCUGCUCUUUGGGGAGUGCCAGUACGACAGCUGUGCCCAGCAGUAUUACCUGGACUUCGCCACCAGCACUUGCAAAGAGUGUGACUGGAGCUGUAACGCCUGCAAGGGUCCCCAGAGGACUGACUGCCUGCAGUGCAUGGAAGGCCACGUUCUGCAUGAAGGAGCUUGUGUGGAACAGUGUCCUCCAGCUUUCUACCGGGAAUCAGACACGUGCCAGAGGUGUGACCAGCCCUGCCUUCAGUGCCAGCAAGCAGACAAGUGCAGCCUCUGCCCAGCCCCGUUCUUCCUCCUGGGCAGUGCCUGUGUUCCCAAAUGUGGGCAGGGAUACCACGCAGACGAGGCACAGCGCCAGUGCACAGCUUGUCCUCCUGGAUGCCUGGAGUGUGACAGUGGCAGCCUGUGCCACCUCUGUGACGGCAGCACGUUUCUGAAGAAUAAGAUCUGUGUUUCUGCCUGUGGCCAGGGUUUCUAUGGCAAUCCACGGACCAGAGAGUGUGAAGAAGGCAGCAGGCAUCCCCGGAGCUCCCGUGCGGGCGGCACCCUGACGGUGGGCAUUGGCGGGGUGCGGCCGCUGGCCCCGGCCCUGCUGGGCUGCGGUGCGGCCGCUGCCUGGCGCCAGCCGCAGUUCCAGGUGGACAGCGUUCCCUCCAGCGGCCGCCUGGUGAUGCUGCGGGCCGGCCGGGAGGCGCCGCUGCGCCCCGGGCAGCGCUUCGGCUGCGCCGACCUGCGGGACAGGAGGGUGCGCUUCGUGCACGGCGCGCAGGAGCCCAGGAAAGGACAGUUUUCCUUGAAGGUCAGUGACCAAGAGUCAUUCUCCCACCUUGAGGUGAUCAACAUUCAAGCCUUCUCAACACAGGCGCCGUUCGUGUUCCGGAACGAGCCCCUCCUCGUCGGCCGAGGGCAAACCGGGACCAUAUCGGAGCUGGUGCUGGGCGUGGGGGACAGUGACAACCCUCAGGACGUGGUGCUGGUGGUCGUGGAGCCGCCGAGGCACGGCAGGCUGCUGGGGACAGCUGGGGACCCCGCCACCCUGGCCCUGGGUGAGCUGGCAGCGGGGCGGCUGCGCUACGCCCACGACGGCUCCGACAGCCGGCAGGACGCGGCUCUGCUGCAAGUGAGCGACGGGUACCACUUCCAGAACGUCCUGCUCCUCGUCAGCAUUGCUCCCCAGCACGCCGAGCUGCCCGGGGCCAGGGACGCUGACAUCACCUACAGCAUCGCUGAGGGGCAGCCUGCACACGGGGAGGUGGUGCUGCUGGCGCCCAUGGCAGCGGACGGCCCGGCCGGCUCCUGGCAGCUGCUGCCCGACGGCAGAGCGGCCUCGCCCGCCGCCUCCUUCACCCAGCAGGACAUCAGCGACGGCCUCGUGUGGUACCGGCACUCGGGGGCCGAGGUGGAGACUGACUCCUUCCACUUCCAGGUGUCCAGCGCAGCCAGUCCACAAGCCAGCCUGGAAAGCCACGUGUUCAACGUUGCUGUUCUGCCCCAGACCCCCAGGGCCCCUCAGCUUUCCCUCGGCUCCUCUCUGCACAUGGCUGUGCUGGAGGACCGUGUGACGGUGAUUGAGCCCCAUCACCUCUCCUUUGUAGACCCGGAGGUUCCCAGUGAGAAAAUCCUGUACAACGUGACUGUGCCUCUCCUUCCUGGGCAAGGUGUUGUGGAGCACAGGGACAGGCCUCUGUCCCCAGCCAGGUUCUUCAGCCAGGCCGACAUCAGAUUUGUGUUGUCUGCUCUUGCUUCCCAGGUGGAUGAGGGGGGCAGGGUCCCGCUGCUGGCCCAUCACCACUGGGCUGCUGACUACGACACUGCUGCCAAGGAGGGCCUGAGGGUCACCGUGCUCACUCUGCCUGUGUACGGCUGCAUCGAGAACACCAGGACAGGAGAGAGCUUUGGCCCACAGAGUGAGUCUGUGGGGAGCACAGACGUGUCCUUUUCUCUUCAUGAUGUCCUGGAGAAGAGCAUUUACUACUUCCAGAGCGUCCAUGAGAGCAUUGAGCCCACAAGUGACGCUUUCAGCUUCUAUGUGAGUGAUGGCUUCAGCCAGUCAGAGGUGCAGAGCAUCAACAUCACAAUCCAGCGGCAGAACGACGAGCCCCCCAGGAUGGUGCUGGAGCCUGUCCGGCUGCAGGAGAGCUCGGCCGUGGUGGUGACCAACGCCUCCCUCAGCCUGCAGGACUUGGACACGCACAGCAGCGAGCUGGUCAUCGUGGUCAGCCAAAGCCCUGAGCACGGUGCGUCCCAACAGGCUGGGGCUGAGAGACAGGGAGUCUGUCUGUCUGACAACAACUCUCCUGACUCAGAGAUCAGAAUCCAGCUGAUAUCUCUGCCAGCCUAUGGAACCCUCCUCAGGACACCAGGCUCCCACAACGAAGAGCUUUCCAAGGUUUACAAUUUCACCAUGGAAGACAUCAACAGCCAGAGGAUCAGCUACUCCACUGCAUUUGAGACCAGCAAUCAGCCCGUGACUGACAUCUUCCACUUCUCAGUGCUGGAUGCUGACAACAACAGGCUGGACAGGCAGAUGUUCACCGUCACCAUCACCUCGGCCCCGGCGCUCNGCGUAUCGCCCGCCGGCCGCCGCCCCGCACCUGCGGGAGAUGACGGCCUUCUCCUUCGCAGGUCUGCCGGAGUCCUGUCUGGUGGGGAGCACACGAGCCCGGAGAUGGUGUUUGUCAUCCACCUGCUCUCUGCUGAGCAGCAGCCUCCAGUGUUCCAGAUCGCAGCUCCCUUCCUGGAGGUCAGCCAGGGGGGCAGAGCCACCAUCGGGAUCCAGUUGGCUGUGAGUGACACGGAUACAGCUCCUGAGGGCCUUUUCUUUGAGCUGGUGAAACCUCCCCGUCAUGGCAUCGUGCUCAAGCACAGUGCAGAUGUGCAGGAGCUCAUGAGAGCAGCCCUGGCAGGAUGGGAUGAAAUGCCAGUUCAGUUCUUGAUGAAGGUGAUUGUGGGUUUUGCUCGCUCUGGUGCAGGCUCUGCAGCUCGGCUCACGGCUCAGCACCUGAAAGCAGCAGCUGGGCAUUCAGAGGACACGGCCAUCAGAUUUGUCCUGAGGAGGGACCCCAGCAGGGGCCAGCUGCAGCUGACCACAGCUGAUAGCCCAGUCCAGAUCUCUGCCAAAGGACCCCUCAGAAGUUUCACCCAGGCUGAUAUAAACAAAGGGCACGUGGUGUACAGCCAUGGCAAAGGGGAUCCCGGAGGAAACUUCCCCUUCACCUUUGAUGUGAUGGAUGCAGAUGGCAACAAGUUGAUGGACCAGGUUUUCCACAUCCAUGUAAUAGAGGACAGAUUUCCCCCCUCCAUCAUCACCAACAAGGGGCUGGUGUUGGAUGAGAACUCGGCCAAGGCCAUCACAACCCUGCAGCUCUCGGCCACUGACCAGGACAGCGAGGCCUCCCAGCUGCAGUUCACGGUGACCCGGCAGCCACAGCUGGGCCAUCUGGAGCACGUGGCCUCCCCAGGGACAAGAAUUAGUUCCUUCAGCCAGGCAGACUUGGCCUCUGGCAGCAUCCAGUACGUCCACACCAGUGACGUGGAAAAGCACAGGGACACCUUCACCUUCUCUGUGUCUGAUGGGACAAACGAGGUGAGCCAGACCUUUGACAUCACCAUAAACCCCGUGGAUGACUCCUUACCCGUGGUGCAAAUCUUUGGGAUGACGGUUCAGGAAGGGGUGAGAAAAACCAUCACCGAGUUUGAGCUCAAAGCAACAGAUGCUGACACAGAGGUAAGGCAGGACCUCCCCCAGCCUCCUCCCUCCCCUCUUCUGCUGCACAUCUGGGCUGUUGGGAAAAUGGCCUUGUCGAGCUGCCUCUCCUCGGGGCAGGGGCCUGAGCUGCUGUGGCUGCAGGCAAGGGCUGCGUGCUCUCCUUUAUGUGAUCCCUUUGCUCCUUCCCUUUGCCCCUUCCCCUCGCUGCCCGCUGCGUGUGCAGACUCGCCCCAGGACCUCGAUGGCAGCAGAGCUGAGCUGGUGAUGUGCUGGGGGAGGCUCUGCCUCCCAGAGUCACCCCCUUUUACCUUGAACUGUUGUCAGGUGGUGACCGCAGCGCCGCAGCGCUUCCAGGUGGAAAUCCUCCCCGUGGACAAUGGGACACCCAGGGUUGUCACCAACGUGGGCCUGCAGUGGCUGGAGUACACGGAUGGCAAGGCCACCAAUCUCAUCACUAAGAAGGAAUUACUGACGACAGAUCCUGACACAGGUGACAAACAGCUGAUCUAUGAGAUUACAACUGGUCCCAGGAAUGGUCAUGUGGAGAACAAGCUGAAGCCUGAGACAGCUGUGACCACCUUUACACAGGAGGAUGUGAACCAGGGCCUCAUUCGGUACGUGAUGCACGAGGAGAAGGUUCAGGAGACCACGGACAGCUUCCAGUUCCUGGUGAAGGACGGCAAGCCCAACGUGGUCAGCGGCAACGUCUUCCACAUCCAGUGGUCCCUCCUCAGCUUUACUCACUCCAGCUACGAGGUCAGGGAGAGCGCCGGCUCCGUGAGCGUCCCCGUGAGGCGGCUGGGGAACCUCAACCAGUACAGCAUCGUCCUGUGCCGCACCGAGCAGGGCACGGCCGCCGCCGCACCGGGAGCGCGGCCCGGAGAGCGGGACUACGCGGAGUACGCGGGGCAGGUGCAGUUUGAGGAGAGGGAGGACACCAAGGCCUGCACCAUCGCCAUCCACGACGACGAUGUGUUCGAGGGCACGGAGAGCUUUUCCGUGGAGCUCAGCAUGCCGGCCUUCGCCCUGCUGGGCAACGUCACCCGCGCCACCGUCACCAUCGCCGACCCCGAGGACGAGCCCACGCUGCAGUUCGACAGGAGCACCUUCCACGUCAGCGAGAGCGCCGGCUUCCUCUCGGCUCCUGUGCAGAGGAAAGGGGAUGCCAGCAGCACUGUGUCUGCCAUCUGCUACACCGUCCCCAAAUCAGCCAGGGGCAGCAGCCUUUACAUGCUGGAAUCCGGCUCCGACUUCAAGUCCCGGGGGCUGUCGGACGAGAGCCGCCUCGUGUUGGGCCCGGGGGUCACCGUGGUGACCUGCGAUGUCACUCUGAUCGAUGACAGCGAGUAUGAAGAGGAGGAGGAGUUUGAGGUGGUGCUGGCCGACGCCUCGGACAACGCGCGCCUUGGCAGCCGGGCUUCGGCCAGCGUGGUCAUCGCUGGUCCCAACGAUGCCUCCACGGUGUCCCUGGGGAACGCCACCUUUACUGUCAGCGAGGCUGCAGGACACAUUGAGAUCCCCGUGCUGCGGCAGGGAGCCGACCUCUCCGCGCCCGCAUCGGUGUGGUGUGCCACCCGCGCAUCGGAGCCGCCCUCGGCCAGCCCGGGAGUCGACUAUGUGCCCAGCUCCAGGAAAAUAGAGUUCAGGCCAGGCAGGACAGAAGAGUUCUGCCCCCUGACAAUCCUGGAUGAUGCCCAGUACCCAGUGAUAGAAGGGCUGGAGACAUUUGUUGUUUACCUCAGCUCCCCCCACGGAGCCGAGCUGGCAAAGCCCUUCCAAGCCAUCGUGGCCAUCAAUGACAUCUUCCAGGACGUGCCCAGCAUGCAGUUCAGCAAGGACAGCUACACGGCCGGGGAGAAGGAGGGCACCCUGCACAUCCCCAUCUGGCGCGCGGGGGACCUGAGCUACGAGUCCUCCGUCAGGUGCUACACCCGGAGCCUGACGGCGCAGGUCAUGGAGGACUUCACCGAGAGGAGGGAUGCGGAGGAGUCUCGCGUCACCUUCCUCAAAGGGGAGAAGGUGAAGAACUGCAGUGUUCACAUCAGUGACGACUCUGCCUUCGAACCAGAAGAGCAGUUCCAGGUCUAUCUGGGGAGCCCCCUUGGAAACCACUGGAGUGGAGCUAGGAUUGGGAAGAUGGAUGUGGCAACCAUAACUGUCACCAACGACGAGGAUGCCCCCACCAUCGAGUUCGAGGAGGCGGCGUACCAGGUGCGGGAGCCGGCGGGCCCCGAGGGCGUGGCGGUGCUGAGCGUGCCGGUGCUGCGCAGGGGCGACCGCAACCGCACCUCCCGCGUGCGCUGCAGCACCCGCGACGGCUCCGCGCAGGCCGGCGUGGACUACUACCCCAAGAGCCGCGUGCUCAAGUUCAGCCCAGGUGUGGCCCACAUCAUGUUCAAGGUGGAGAUCAUGUCCAACGAGGACCGGGAAUGGCACGAGUCCUUUUCUCUGGUGCUGGGCCCAGAUGAUCCAGUGGAAGCAGUCCUGGGAGACAUCAGCACUGCCACAGUGACUAUUUUGGAUCAGGAGGCAGCAGGGAGCCUGAUUCUCCCAGCACCUCCUGUGGUUGUCACCCUGGCCGACUACGACCGCGUGGAAGAAGUGACCAAGGAGGGCGCUAGGAAAUCGCCCUCCCCAGGCUACCCCCUGGUCUGUGUGACUCCCUGUGACCCUCACUUCCCCAAGUACGCCCUGAUGAGAGAGCGCUGUGCUGAGGCUGGCAUCAACCAGUCCUCCAUCCAGUUCAGCUGGGAAGUGGCCGCCCCCACGGACGGCAACGGGGCCCGCUCGCCUUUCGAGACCAUCACGGACAGCACGCCCUUCACCAGCGUCAACCACAGGGUGCUGGACAGCAUCUACUUCAGCCGGCGGUUCCACGUGCGCUGCGUGGCCAAGGCUGUGGACAGGGCCGGCCACGUGGGGACGCCCCUGAGGAGCAGCGCGGUCACCAUAGGCACAGACAGUGCCAUCUGCCACACGCCCGUGGUGGCGGGCACGGCCCGAGGCUUCCAGGCACAGUCCUUCAUUGCCACGCUCAAGUACCUGGAUGUGAAGCACAAGGAGCAUCCCAACAGGAUCCACAUCUCGGUGCAGAUCCCCCACCAGGACGGGAUGCUGCCCCUCAUCUCCACGCUGCCGCUGCACAACCUGCACUUCCUGCUCUCCGAGUCCAUCUACAGGCACCAGCACGUCUGCUCCAACCUGGUCACUGCCAGUGACCUCAGAGGCAUCUCAGAGGCAGGGUUCCUGGCCGGCCCUACCAGCUGGACCCUGCGGUGCGGGAGCCCCGGAGCAUCCGGCUGUACCAGCACCUCAACCUCAAGAGCUGCGUCUGGACCUUCGACGCCUUCUACGACAUGACCGAGUUAAUCGAUGUCUGCGGGGGCUCUGUCACUGCUGACUUCCAGGUGAGGGACUCUGCCCAGUCCUUCCUGACAGUGCACGUGCCUCUGUACGUGUCCUACAUCUACGUGACGGCGCCGAGGGGCUGGGCUGCCCUGGAGCACCACACGGAGAUGGAGUUCUCCUUCUUCUACGACACCGUGCUCUGGAGGACAGGGAUCCAGACGGACAGCGUGCUCUCGGCCCGCCUGCAGAUCAUCCGCAUCUACAUCCGCGACGACGGCCGCCUCGUCAUCGAGUUCAGGACGCAGGCCAAGUUCAGAGGGCUGUUUGUCAUGGAGCACCACAGCCUGCCCGAUGUCAGGUCCUCCUUGAUGACUCCAGAGCACCUGGGAGGGAUCGAGUUUGACCUGCAGCUGCUGUGGAGUGCUCAGACUUUUGACUCUCCCUACCAGCUCUGGAGAGCAACCAGCUCCUACAACAGGAAGGAUUACUCUGGAGAAUACACCAUCCUGCUGAUCCCCUGCACGGUGCAGCCCACGCAGCCGUGGACAGAGCCUGCAGACAAGCCCCUGCCCUGCACGGCUCACGCUCCCGAGCGGUUUCUGAUCCCGAUUGCCUUCCAGCAGACAAACCGCCCAGUUCCGGUUGUUUACUCCCUGAACACAGAGUUUCAGCUCUGCAACAACGAGAAGGUUUUUCUCAUGGAUCCCACCAAGUCGGAAAUGUCUCUGGCAGAAAUGGAUUACAAAGGGGCUUUUUCCAAGGGGCAAGUCCUGUACGGGCGCGUGCUCUGGCACCCGGAGCAGAACCUGAACGCGGCGUACCGGCUGCAGCUGGAGAAGGUUUACCUGUGCACGGGCAGGGACGGCUACGUGCCCUUCUUCGACCCCACGGGCACCGUCUACAACGAGGGGCCCCAGUACGGCUGCAUCCAGCCCAACAAGUACCUGAAGCACCGAUUCCUGCUCCUGGACCGAAACCAGCCGGAAGUGACGGAUAAGUAUUUCCACGAUGUGCCUUUUGACGCCCACUUUGCUUCCGAGCUGUCCGAGUUCCACUCGGUCAGCAGCAUGCCCGGAGUUGACGGAUUCACUCUCAAGGUGGAUGCUCUCUACAAG